AUGAGCUAUAUAGAUCAGCCUCAGAUCACACCAUCUUCAAAUUUUCACCAUCAUAUUCUUAGUAUCAACCUUUGCUGUUCAUUCUUACCAGAACGUAAAGCUACGCACGAGAUGGCCGUGAACCUCUUCACUCCAUGCCAGAUGGGAAAGUUCGAUCUCUCUCACAGGGUAGUGCUAGCGCCUCUGACGAGAUGCAGAGCGCUAAAUGAGAUUCCAAUGCCAGCGCAUGCUGAGUACUAUGCGCAAAGAUCGACCAAGGGUGGUUUUCUCAUCACUGAGGGCACCCUCAUCUCCGACACGGCCGCUGGGUUUCCAGAUACUCCUGGGAUUUACACUGAACAGCAAGUCGAAGCUUGGAAGAAUGUGGUGGAUGCUGUUCAUUCCAAAGGCAGCAUCAUUUUCUGUCAACUUUGGCACGUUGGUCGUGCCACCAAUAAUGUUUAUCAGCCUGGUGGAGGCGCGCCAAUUUCAUCGACAAAUCAAUCUAUCUCUGAUAAAUGGAGAAUCAUCAUGCCCGACAGGACUCUCGAUGUUCCUCACAAACCAAGAGCCCUCCAAACACAUGAAGUAUGGGAUGUUAUCGAGCAAUAUCGCCGAGCAGCUGAAAAUGCCAUUCGAGCAGGUUUCGAUGGUGUUGAGGUCCAUGGAGCACAUGGCUACCUCAUUGAUCAAUUCUUAAAGGACUCGAUCAAUGAUAGAACAGACAAAUUUGGAGGAUCAAUUGAGAAUAGAUGCAGAUUCUUGAUGGAGAUCGUCAAAGUGGUGGCUGGAGAAGUUGGUGCUGACCGAAUGGGAGUUAGAAUCUCGCCGGCAAUCGACCACAUGGAUGCCACGGACUCCGAUCCACUCAAUCUAGGCCUAGCAGUCAUCGAGAAACUGAACAAGUUUCAGAACGAGAUAGGCUCCAAACUUGCCUAUCUCCAUGUGACUCAACCUCGAUUCAUGGCCCAUGGCACGAAAAAUUACGGUGAAGAAGAGGAGGACGAAGAAGCUCGAUUGAUGAGAACUUGGAGGAGAGCUUAUCAAGGUACUUUCAUGUCGAGUGGUGGUUUCACGCGAGAGCUCGGGAUGAAGGCUUUGGCUGAUGGAGAUGCAGACUUGAUAUCGUAUGGUCGGCUCUUCAUCUCUAACCCCGAUUUGGUCCACCGAUUAAAGGUGGAUGCACCAUUGAAUGGUUACAACAGAGAGACAUUUUAUACUCAAGAUCCAGUUGUUGGUUACAUAGAUUACCCAUUUCUUGACCAGGAAAAUGGGGAAGGGACACACUAGUAAAUGAAAAUGCUAUUGGUGACUUGUAUUCCUGGGAA
Molecule: messenger RNA, 1307 nt
Organism: Syzygium oleosum
Lineage: Eukaryota; Viridiplantae; Streptophyta; Magnoliopsida; Myrtales; Myrtaceae
Product: 12-oxophytodienoate reductase 3-like
Exons: 4
Coding region: 1-1269 (422 amino acids)
Biological process (GO): jasmonic acid biosynthetic process; oxylipin biosynthetic process
Cellular component (GO): peroxisome
Molecular function (GO): oxidoreductase activity; FMN binding
Source: RefSeq, a predicted model, not a curated record